This is a messenger RNA of Notodromas monacha, 1427 nucleotides long. The record is from the annotation of a GenBank genome assembly. NCBI's taxonomy places the organism in Eukaryota, Metazoa, Arthropoda, Ostracoda, Podocopida, Cyprididae.
UUUUUAUUCGCAGACUUCGUUUGAUUAAAUGUACCCGAUGUUGUGUCCGCGGUGCAAUGGAGGUGAAGAAAAAGAAACAAGAUGAAACGCCUGUUCGUAAAUUCGCGGCACUAAAGAAAAUAACGAAAAGGAAACGCGAGAAAGUAACCGUGACGAAAAAGGACUGUCCGCCAAAAAGUAAAAAUGAUUGUGCAUCUGGCAGUGGACAGACGAAGGCAUCGCCUGAAAUUCUACCAGGCCUCAGGAGAUCCAAUAAUUCAAUGGCAAAUGCCCUGGAUGAACUGGAUACGUCUUCAGAAAUGCCGGAAAGAUCUUACGGGAAGGAUAGGGCAAGAAACCUGAACACGAACGAAGUUGCUGACGAAAAUCCAGAAAGAAUAGUUUUUGAGGACGAAAAAGAGAACCUAGAUUUGGAAGAAGACAUUACCAGAACCCUUCGUGUUCUGUGUCAUUCAGAAUGGGAAGUUUCUCGUAACUUGCUUCCGUUGAUCAAGAAACGCCAUGAAGUGUUUCACGACCUAGUGUUUACAUACUGGAAUAAUUUCAUGGCUAGGAACAGAAAGGUUUUCGAGCAUAUCUUCAUUCGUCAAGAAAUGCUCAAUGUACUACCUGAUUUUGAGAAAUACCUCAGUGAUAUCAAGCUUGAGAAACCUACCUCGGAGCCAGCUGUUUUCAAGAGCACGCUGCAAGAAUCCAACAAGGAUUCAGCUUGUUCUUCCAUAGAAGAAAAACGAAGGGUUCCUGGUCCCCUUGUUCCGUGGUUGACAGAAGUUAAAAUCCCGCCGCAUUUCUCUUCAAUGAUUAUAGCGGAAGAAAAUCAUUUCCGCUCGUUUUUCGAUUACGAAUCCAGCAAGUGGAUAAAGAAGGAAUUGAAGAGCAUAGAAGCCAUCUUCUUGCGAAAGGAGUUGGCCAGUAUCUUGGCACAUUUUGAAAAAGUAUCAAAGCAAUUGGAUGUCGAGGAAUCCAUAGUUAGGAAUAGCAAACAACCGGCGAGUACCGUGCGGAGUACAGAUGAUGACAGCGAAACAGAGGAUCUUCUGGAGAUUUUCAGAUUUGGGAUUGAAGGCUUCGUUAGAUCGAUUUCACUGACUUCUGAAGACGAACCGAUGCCAACAGAGAAGUGCAACGCCUGGAUUCGUGACGUAACUAGAAGAUUUACUGAGGUUCCUACGGAGCUUCUGGAAGACGAAGACUUUUUGAAGGUUUUUGAGGACAUAUUAACGAGUGCUUCAUUGAUAAAUCCCCCUAAAAUCGAAGAUGGAAAUCUUUUGGCUGAACGAAUCAGUUGGAACACGGAGUUUAUGCUCAAGGCCGAUCUUAUCGAGACUUGGCUACGUUCUCAGGAGUCAAUUCUGAGUUCACUGAUGGAAUGUCCGUCCUCCACGUUGAUGGAUGUUGAACCAGAUGAGAAAGUUUCCGACGCUUGA